Molecule: messenger RNA, 1413 nt
Organism: Plasmodium reichenowi
Lineage: Eukaryota; Apicomplexa; Aconoidasida; Haemosporida; Plasmodiidae
Exons: 1
Coding region: 1-1413 (470 amino acids)
Source: RefSeq, a predicted model, not a curated record
AUGGUUACGAAAGUAGAACAAAAGAAGAAAAAAAAAAAGACAAAAGUUAAAGCAUACGAUAUAGAUGAAUCUAAGAAAGUAUUUUUAUAUGCAUACGAAUAUCAGUUAAAAAAUGAAAAGAUUAAUUGGAAGAGAGCAGAAGAAUUAAAAAUAACUAAGCAUAGUGGAAGUUCUAUGAGGAGUCAUUAUAUAAAUACGAUUAAGCAUGAAAUAUCAUUAUAUUUAGAAAUGUAUCCUGAGGAGGUAGCUAAAUUGUUUGUUAAUGUGAAACAAUGGAAAAAAGAAGAAAAAAAAAAAAAAUUACUAGCUUUUCAAAAUAAUAUUGUUACACAAAGAUCUAAUAUAUCAUUGAAUAGGAUAACAAAAUGUAAAAGUACAAAUUAUAAUAAAUUUAAUUCAUUGGUAGUUAGUAAAUCAUUUUCAAUGAAAUAUAAACAUAUACACACCAAUAAUAAUAACAGAAGUGAAAAAAAUAAUAGUGCUAUUAAACUAAAUAAACCAAAUAAUAAAGAAAAGAAUAAACAUGUACAUAAAAAAAAAAUAGUUCAUGAUUCAAUAGAUAAAAACAAAAGUGUAAAUAAAAAAAUUGGGAAUGAUUCCAUAAAUAAAAAUAAAAAUGAUAAUAAAAAAAAUGUAAACGAAAGAGUAAAUAAAAAUAGAAAUGGUACAAGUAAUAGUACUACAAAAAUGUCAUUAAAAAAGAUUAAAGCAAAACAAGAAAAAGACACAUCAAAUGUAAUGAAUAUGGCAACGAGAUCUAGUGGUGAUACUAAUACUAAUAAUAAUACUAAUAGUGCUAACAAAUCUAAUAUUGUGACUAAAAAUAAAAAAGUAAAUAAAAAGAAAAAGAAAAAAGAAUCAAAAAACGAUAUAAAAGUAAUAAAAAGUACUAUAGAAAAAACUAAUAAAAAUAUAAAUAAUUCGUUUAAUAUAGAUAGGAUGGAAGAGGCAGUAGACAAUAAUAAUAAAUGUAAUGAAAAAGAUAAUAAAGAUAAUUUUAUAGGAUCACAAACAAAUGAAAAUAUAAAAAAAAACGUGCAAUUUGUAAAAGAAGAAGAUAUACUAAAAAUAAAAUUAGAACAAAUAAAAAUGAACCAAAAAAAAAAAAAUAUAUCCAAAAAUAACGACAACUGGAAGAAAUUAUUAUUACAAACAAAUUAUACGAAUGAUGAAAGAGAAUCUAACGUUUUUCCUGAAAAUAAAAAACCAUACACCAACUAUGUUGCAAACAGUGCAGUACCUACAUUAAAUAUGAACAAAAUUAACACCAUAAAUAAUGUAAAAAAUAUUAAUAAUGUUAAUAAUUCCUUUGAAUCUUACAAAUCUAAUAUAUCAAAUAAUGAUAUAAAAGAAAAUAAAUCAAAUGUCAUAACAUCCAUAUUUGGAUAUAUAUAUAAAAAGAUAUUUCGUUGA